CGUCAAAAUCCGAUUCUUAUUUUUACCAAUCCGAGAAAUGAUCGAGACCAUUCGUUUCAAAAUCAAAAUGGCGGAAGAGUUGGAUGUAGAAACUAUUUUCAAGCUGAAGGUUGAUGGAUUAAAACAGGAGCUGGGCCAACGGGGUCUUUUGAAAACAGGAUCAAAGGCAGAAUUGCAGACUCGUUUGUUAUCAUUUAUAACAACACAUGAUGGUGCAGCAAUCCUAAAGAGCGGUGAGAAUGAAGCUGUUGAUGAAAACUCCACAGAAGACGAAGAACUCAAAAAAGAGCUUGAAGCAAGUCUGGAUAACCUAGAUACACCAACUAAUGUUGAAGAUGGCCACCAUGUUGAUUUAACUGACGAUAUUGUAACAACCCCAACUAAUAAUCAACCCACUGAAAAUACCAAUCUACCUGCAACUAAAACAACUUCUGUACCAACCGCUAUUAACAGUAAAGAGAAUACAACAUUGGAAAAAAAUAGUAAUGCUGCAAAGCCAGCCCUGCCACCUGUGAAGACUGUUUCACUGCAGCUCACUGAAGAUCAAAGGAAAGAAAACCGCAGCAAACGUUUUGGAGGAGCAGUGAGUGAGACAGAGAAAAAGAAAAGUAGAAUGGAAAGGUUUUCAUCUUCUCUUUCUGGAAAAGCUGAACCUGUAAACGCCACUGAUAAGGAGAAGAUCAAUAAACGAGCGGAGAGAUUUGGGGCGGUAUCGUCAGUUCUGACCAAGACAUCUGAAACCGAACGACUUAAACAACGUCAAGAAAGAUUUGUCGACGACAAAAUAAAAAAGCGACAAGAACGUUUUGGAGUCGUGCAAGCAACAACAAAAUCAAACACAGAUAUGGAGGCAAGAAAGCUUCAAAGAGCAAAGAAAUUCGGUGUUAAAUAACAACGCUAUGUCAUAACACAAUGUUACUGAAUUACCGAUGAUCUUCCGAUUGUUGCUAAGGUUACCAUGAUGCCAUACAUCGAAAAGUAUGGUAAAGCGAGGAGAAAAUUCGAUAAAAGAGCGAAACAAUUAUUUUCUGUAUAUUGUAUAUAUUCUGUAAGUUUUGUGUUUUUAACUGUGGAUGUUUUAACGUGAAAUAUAGCUUUGCUAUUUUUA
Hydractinia symbiolongicarpus is the source of this 1108-nucleotide messenger RNA. RefSeq names its product SAP domain-containing ribonucleoprotein-like. Bases 38 to 892 code for a protein of 284 amino acids. The transcript has 10 exons. Gene Ontology annotation, cellular component: nucleus. Gene Ontology annotation, biological process: poly(A)+ mRNA export from nucleus. NCBI's taxonomy places the organism in Eukaryota, Metazoa, Cnidaria, Hydrozoa, Anthoathecata, Hydractiniidae. The record is from RefSeq and is a predicted model, not a curated record.